UUUCCUCUAAAUUCAUCGAGUGUUUGGUAGUUAAAUUUUAAAUUAAUCGAAGUAGGUUGAGGGGGCGCACGCGCCGCCAUUACCCAUAACCCCAACCGAUCUACGUUAAUAUGGCGGACGAAAACAAAUCCGCUGAACUUUAGUUGGAAUAUUUGAAAAUUCUCGUUUAAAAUCGCGACGCGCCCUUUAAAAACCGCUGAUUUGAAACUGUUAUAAGACUGUAACACAGUUCAGGAUGACGAACAAUUUGAAAAUAAAGGAGGAGUUGAUGGAGGAUGAUGAUAUGGAGCAAAUAGAGGGUGAAUCUGAUGAGAUGCAAGUGGAUGAUCCGAACACUUUAGGGCCCGCUGCUUUGGGAUUGAGGAGGGUUGGGGCUGCGCCUCCACCUAAACCCUCACCGACUCAGCCUACACAGGUACUAAAUGCUCGAGGAAUGCCCGCAAGGAUUAGGAAGAAGAACAAAUUGUUUUUCGAUGAUGAUAUUGUUAAUACGCCUCAUCACAGGGUAUCAAGUGGUAAGAAACAAAAACCGACCCCCACAAAAAGAACACCGAAAACAAACAACACAUUGGACAGUCACACCAGCGCAAAUAAAACACCCACAAAUAAAAAAACGUUUUCAAGAAACUCGGCACCGGCUACUCCAGUAACUCCGGCCAGAGUAAACUCGCCCGACCGAAGAAUCGGCCAGAAAAUCGGGAUGCGAUUGAGGAAUUUACUGAAGUUACCUAAGGCACACAAAUGGGUCUGCUACGAGUGGUUUUACAGCAAUAUCGAUAAAUGUUUAUUUUCCGGGGAAAAUGAUUUUCAAAUUUGCCUAAAAGAGUCAUUUCCCGAGUUAAAAACGCGGGAACUGACCAGGACUGAAUGGACGAAAAUCAGAAGGAUGAUGGGUAAACCGAGGAGGUGCUCGCAGGCGUUUUUCGACGAGGAACGACUGGAAUUGGAAAAGAAACGGAAGAAGGUGCGCGCGUUGCAACAGAGAAAAAUGACCGAUUUGGCUAAUUUUAAGGAUUUACCGGGUGAAAUUCCGAUGCAGUUGGUCAUAGGCACCAAAGUCACCGCAAGAUUGAGAAAACCUUCCGAUGGACUUUAUACAGGGAGCAUAGAUGCCGUAGAUCCGUCGAAUAACACUUACAGGAUCACAUUCGAACGACAAGGAUUGGGCACGCAUUCGGUGCCCGAUUUUGAAGUGCUCUCCCACGAGGAACCCGAAACUAUAAGUUUGGCCAGUUUUCAGAACAAAUUCAGGCCGAGGAAUAACGGCUUGUUUUCGCUGAUGACCCCCGAUAAAAGUCCCAUGACCGGCUGUAAAACGUUACCGUAUAGGAAAGAUCCUUUGCUUUCUGGUAUAAUGCCAAACAGUCCGGUGCCGUUCUCGGCGUUGGCCCAAGGCCGCGUCGGCCAAUUCCCCCUAAAAUAUCUGGAAAAGGUCGUUUUAGUGAUGAAAAUCCUAAACGCGAAAAAAACCCGCAUAAAGCAAUUGAAAGCGAUGAACUCGGAGGCGGAAAAACUGAACUCCUUCGAAGAGGAACUGACCGAGGACUUCGAGAGGAAAUACGCGAACAUUUUGAUCGACUUAGAGAAGUUAAAUAUGGAACUGCAAACGUUGUUGGACGAGUUACAAGUGUUUUGUCAAGAAAUCUCUCCGGAUCCUCACUUAACGGCCAUUUUGACGCCCUCACUAUUGAGGGAAAGGUGCAAGGAGGAGGCCAAAGAAAUCGUUCAGAAACAUAGCUCUGUUAACUAUGAGGAUAAUGGUACCUCAAGACAUCCGGGAGUGUUGGACCUUAUCACGGACCUGACCGCUCUGUUGCUCCAAAUUAAAAAUUUGGCCGAUAGCGAUCAUAGCCCUUACGAAUUGCAAGUACUAGAAGGUACAGUCCAAAACAUUAAACGUAAACUGAGUCCCCAGAACCAGCAAGUAUUCCAACGGUCCGUCGAGGUGCACAUGAAACAAAUCGAAAACGGACUGAUGAACAUCAAUCUCGAUAAGCUGGUGAUUGGACCAAUAGCAAAAGUUUAAGUGAUUAUUUAUGGUAAAAGUUUAAGAAAAGAAACUUUCAAAGUGGGAAUACAGGGUGUUCCAAAUGCAAAUACUACCGAGUACCAAGAGUGAGUUAAAUAACUUUAGAUUACGUGGGAAAAAACUUCUCGAUGUUUCAUCGGUAAUACUGAGUUCAUUUGAUUCACUCUGUAUUUGUGUAAAAAAUGUGGAGUGUUCUAGUUAAAAAAAAAACGAACAUAAUAUAUUGUGAUCAAUCUAUUUAGAUUUAAAUCGUGAUACGUUUUUAUGCUGUAAAACAAAAAUCAUUGUAAAACAGUGCCUGUAUCGUAGUCUAAGAUUAUUAUACAAAAAUAACUUUUUACUGACUGGAUGUGUUCAGAGUACGUUUUUAUUUAUAUUAUGGUCUCACAAUUUGUAGUUUUAAAGGUGGCACGUUUACUUCUGUUUGUAAAUAAUCUCCGACAUACUUUAUAAUGAUAUUGAGUUGUAGUUAGGCAAAUUAUAUUUUAGAUUAGGUCAAGGUUUAAGAGUGUGCAAUAACGUUUAUAGAGAAUUCGUUUUGUUAGCCGCAGAAUAAAGUGAGUUUUACUGGAA
Anthonomus grandis grandis is the source of this 2602-nucleotide messenger RNA. RefSeq names its product protein lin-9 homolog (gene mip130). The coding region runs from base 236 to 2026 and encodes 596 amino acids. Gene Ontology annotation, molecular function: DNA binding. Gene Ontology annotation, cellular component: transcription repressor complex; nucleoplasm. Gene Ontology annotation, biological process: DNA-templated transcription; regulation of transcription by RNA polymerase II; regulation of cell cycle. The record is from RefSeq and is a predicted model, not a curated record. The transcript is spliced from 9 exons. NCBI's taxonomy places the organism in Eukaryota, Metazoa, Arthropoda, Insecta, Coleoptera, Curculionidae.